UUCAACCCCUUUCUCUCGGCAGCUUUGCCCAUUUUCUGUAAUUUUUUUCUUAAAUUCUGCUUUUGUUGUUGCGUCAUGUGUUCUUUAUUCCCUAAUUUAGCUAAGCCUGGGAAAACUUUAACGAUUUGGAUGUCUGGAUUAGCUGCAGACAAAUUAUUAAUAAUUCUUUCAACUUUUUCAUUUCUAGCAAAGCCUCCCAGAUGUAUCACCGUGUCGGUGAUACCAUCCUUUACUCCCUCAUCGUAAAGCACAGCCGGAGCAUCAGCAAAGAUUGUGGCAGGCUCCCACUGAGCCUCUUCGGGAGUAAAACCCUGCCACUGAACUAGCGCCCUCACAGGUAGUCCAUCCUCCCCAAAUUCUUUUUCUAUAAUUUUCUCUAUAAUCCAAAAAGCUCUUCCAUUUUGGUCAACUCUGUCCGGUA
This is a messenger RNA of Meloidogyne enterolobii, 421 nucleotides long. NCBI's taxonomy places the organism in Eukaryota, Metazoa, Nematoda, Chromadorea, Rhabditida, Meloidogynidae. The record is from the annotation of a GenBank genome assembly.